This is a messenger RNA of Ceratosolen solmsi marchali, 2502 nucleotides long. RefSeq lists its product as uncharacterized. The transcript has 5 exons. The record is from RefSeq and is a predicted model, not a curated record. Gene Ontology annotation, biological process: acylglycerol catabolic process. Gene Ontology annotation, molecular function: monoacylglycerol lipase activity. Gene Ontology annotation, cellular component: membrane. NCBI's taxonomy places the organism in Eukaryota, Metazoa, Arthropoda, Insecta, Hymenoptera, Agaonidae. The coding region runs from base 77 to 2425 and encodes 782 amino acids.
UACAGAAUUCACUGGCGCGAUACAUUCUUCAUGAAAAAACAAAGUGUCAGUUACCGAGGGCAAUAGAGAAACGACGAUGUCGGUGGAGGCUGAGUCGAUACCAUCCGCGGAAUCACAAAAUCAAGUCUGGUGCUCAAAGAUGUUGGAGUACCUUAAGCGUAACCGCAACCAGGUGAAUCCGGAGCCGGUCGAGCUACCUGAUUGCGAUUUUUUCAAUGUCGGACCUCGUCGCGUAUUGCGAGUUUUACGUCCCGAGCUGAAGAGUGGACGCUUUUACGAGUUUCAGCCGUUGAACAAUAGAACAGAGUCGCUUAAUGAUAAUUUUUAUUUACGUUGGGCCAAGAGACCACAUCCGUCUGGAAACUGUCGAUGUUCCUUCAGGCAAUCGACCAACAGCAAUAGAUUGAGCAGCUACGAGGAGAAACUCAUAUCUCAGGAGAUUCAGAGGAUCAGGACGAGUCUGUGCGAGGCCGAGAAAAGCGGUAAGGAUAUCGAAGAGUUGGAAAAGAGUCUCGUUCUCGAUUUAGCCCAGCUUCAACUUCCUUUGACUGAUAAGGAUGAGGCGAAUCACGGUAGCUUUGAGAAUCAAUCGCAGAUCUCGUCGGAUAAAUGUGCGACGGUGAUGAAGGCAGAGCCUCUGGAAGAAUACGUGAAAAGGAAAAUUGUGAGGGAUUUGGAUAGGUACAUCAGUAAUUUAUUGGAUGAGAUUUUGAACGAUACCAUUCGGGCGAUUGCACAAGCUGAUAAUCCUUUUGAUCCGAAGAGGAGGCAAAUGAUAGCGACGAGAAAGGAAACCUCGACCUUCGAGGUGAAUUUUGCUUUAGACAAUAGUAAUGUGAGAGAUAAAAUCACCGAGGCUAACACAAAGGAUCAUAUUCAGCUCGAUUCGAACGAAGAAAACAAUGGCUAUAUAAAUCGGGGAUUUAUUGGUUCAGCGAGUGAUCCAGAUGCUUUGGAUUUUCAUCUCAGGCAGAGGCUGAACGCUGAUGUUAUUUUAGAGAAUGCCGAUUGCACGGAUUCGGGUAUCAAUAGCGUUGAAACUAUUGAAUUACAGCUCGAGCAAGAGCAGAAUUUGGAACAAUCGUUACUUGACAUAAUCGAUGCGAAACUCGGUGGUGCAUCCAUUGGCAAAUCAUUAGAGGAUCUUGGUAUGGAAAUCGACAGAACUAACGAUGCGAGAAUCGCAAAAGCAAGGAAGACGGGUGGCUCGGAACUGCCGCCAAAUGACAUAUCCGAACGUGUCGAUCGAGUAUCACCGGAAAUUACGAAAAUCACGGCUAAAGAAAAAAUGGUGACAAUAAAGAAUACAGCGAAUCCAACAAUGCCAACGCCACGAUCUUCAAAGCCUUUUGAUGACUUGAUAGAUGAAUCGACCUUCAACGGCUUAAGGCUCGAGUUCCAUAGGGACGUGAGCACUUCGAAUGGGAACGAAGAAAAACGAUCAUCCAACGUAACAUCUAAAGUCAACAAGACGAUCAGCAGCAGCAAAAGCAGCAAUACCAGUGAUAAUAACAGCAACAUCAGCACCGUUAAAGCCUCAUCAAAAGCGUCGCCGAGGGCUACGCUCGAGCUCGAGGAUUACCGAAGACGCUUCCCUAUCCCCGAGACAAAUCGCCAGCGCCACCCCAAGUGUGACGAUGAAGUAACUCUGCGUAAUCGCCACUAUAAGCCGAUGAUCGUCUUCCUCCAUGGAUUCGGCUCAUCGGCCGAGGCCUUCGAGCACCAGCUGCGUUACUUUGCAAAUCUCGGCUAUCCGUGCAUCGCGCCGGAUUUGCUCGGGCACGGCUUGAGCUCGGCACCGAGCCGCCCGAGGGAUUAUCAUUUCGACAAAUUGCUCAAGGAUCUCGAGGCCGUGUUGCUACAUUACGCGUUCAAGCCCGGCCAGAAGUGCGUACUCGUAGCACACAAUUACGGGUGCAGUUUUGCGACGGCGCUGGCUUGCAAGUACACGAGCAGCGUCCAUCAGCUGGUUCUCAUAUCGGGGGGAGGUCCGACGCCCCUAGCGCCCCCCCUCACGGAGGGCCCCGGACACUGCUGCCUGAGGGCGAGUCUCGCGCCAUUCCUCGUUUGCGGUAUGCAGCGGACGAUUCUCUACUCGGCUAGGGGUCGGCAGCAUCCUUACUGCGGCUCGGAGCUGCUAGACGAGCAGUGGCCCUCCCACAUGCGCCACGUCCAAAAGGGCAUGUCGUGGCCCGAGGGCGACUACGUAUACCACCGGAGGAUCAGCACGCCCUCGCUCCUUGUGCACGGGCUCAGGGACGAUAAGGUCUCGCUCGUGCAGGAGUGCCAGAUGGAGCGGACGAUGAUUAAAGCUUUUUUGGAAGCAAUCCCGACUGCAGGUCACAUGCCGAUGACCGAUUGCCCGGAGCAAUUAAAUCACAUGAUUCAUUGCUUCAUCGACUUAUGGAAAAACAAGAAAUGGUGAACAUUGUUUGAAUAUUUCGCUCCAUGCGCAAUAACUGGAAAUCAGCAAUCUGUCUCGUACUGGCUCCCCUUCAACGA